Calliphora vicina (urban bluebottle blowfly) is the source of this 433-nucleotide messenger RNA. Its product is annotated as PI-actitoxin-Afv2b-like. Gene Ontology annotation, molecular function: serine-type endopeptidase inhibitor activity. Bases 71 to 352 code for a protein of 93 amino acids. The record is from RefSeq and is a predicted model, not a curated record. The transcript has 2 exons. NCBI's taxonomy places the organism in Eukaryota, Metazoa, Arthropoda, Insecta, Diptera, Calliphoridae.
UACAAUAUUCUUCAACAUUCAAAACAACUCAAUUCGCCUUGCUUGAGAUACUAAAUAAAUUAAAAUCAUAAUGAAAUUUGCGAUUUUAUUAACAAUUGUCGUAGUGGUUUUAGUGGCUGCAGCAACAGCUCAACGUCGUCCUAGAUGUCCUCAAGGAGCUCGUCCUCCACGCUGUGUUGGUCCUCGCAAUGUGGGCUCGAGAUGUGCUACAGCUCCUCCACGUACAAUGUGGUAUUAUAAUCAAGCCUCCCGUACUUGUAUACAAAUGCCCCAUUUGGGUUGUGGCGGUAAUGCGAAUCGUUGGUGUUCCCGUGCGGGCUGUGAACGCAGAUGUCUACGUACCGCUGGUUAAGAAUGGAUUUAUAUUGAAACAAUACUUCUAGAAAAGGUUUUACAAAUAAAAUCACAUUGUAAAACACUGCAACAUUAAGAA